AUGUCUAAGGUACUCAUCCCUGAAGGACUCGGUUACAACUUACUGAGUGUUAGUCAACUGAUGACAAAGGGAAUUCACCUGGAAGCCGACAGCACCACCCAGGAGUUCAAGCUAUAUCACGGGAGAGGCGGACUCUACAUCGGGAAAGCAGUACUGAAAAACAAUGUCUUAGUCCUCGACUUCGUUCCUGACCUGGGCACUGCAGACAGCGACGCCAUCGUGAAUUUCACUGACUGGACACACCCUCCGGAUCUCGACCCCGACUUCAGCCCGGGAGGUUUCUGGUACUCCCACACUAUCCCCGAAGCAGAACGAACAAGAGCGUUAGCGACGAUUCAACAACCAUCAGAAGCAGAAGCAGCAGCAGCAACAACAUCGGCAGUAGCAACAUCGGCAGCAGCAACAACAUCGGCAGGAGCAACAACAUCGGCAGCAGCAACAACAUCAGCAGCAGUAGGAACAACGACACCAGUCACAGUCGACGAAAAUCGGGACCUCACCAGUGGCUUUCGUGGUGACCGAGCCUUCGCGUCAGCAGCGGAUGAAGCAGACUGGGAUGAGCAGAACGUCGACAACGCAUCAGAGGAAGCCGGACCUCUUCCGUACUGCUCCGUCGACGUACCCAUGGAUGAGGAUAAUCCUCGCGACAGUAACAACGCCGAAGUUUUCUACCAUUUCGCCGACAAUGGUUACGUAACACCUGCGACAGUCAACACCAACGAAGCAGAAAGGGUAGGGCCGAAUUUCAUACCCGACCCAGAAGCGGGAGACGAAGCAGCUUAUCCCAAGGAUCCAGAACUCCCUCGAUACUCACAGACUGGGCUGCAAAUCCUUGGUCUCGUCACCGCAGUCCACGGCGCCGCCAUUCCUAAGGAGCCUGCGACGGUUCAACAGGCUCUGGGGGGGGAACACAGGGAGAAAUGGCGUGAAGCCAUGGACAAAGAACUGAAGGCACUGGAGGAGCGCAACACCUGGAAAAUCGUUCCCAUCGGCGUAGCACAAAACAAGACUAUUCUUACCGGGAAGUGGGUCUUCCGUGUGAAGACGAAAGCUGACGGCACCAUCGACAAAUUCAAAGCUCGCUGGGUCGUGCGUGGAUUCGACCAGGAACAAGGACGAGACUUCACCGAGACCUUCGCCCCAGUUAGUCGACAUACCUCUCUCCGCAUUCUUCUCGCCGUCGCCGCCAUGAAGAAGAAGAAGCUGCGACAGAUCUAUGUCGCCAACGAUUUCCCGGCUCUUUAG
This is a messenger RNA of Closterium sp. NIES-65, 1245 nucleotides long. The record is from the annotation of a GenBank genome assembly. Lineage: Eukaryota; Viridiplantae; Streptophyta; Zygnematophyceae; Desmidiales; Closteriaceae.